Messenger RNA from Etheostoma spectabile (orangethroat darter), 1449 nucleotides. RefSeq lists its product as uncharacterized. NCBI's taxonomy places the organism in Eukaryota, Metazoa, Chordata, Actinopteri, Perciformes, Percidae. The transcript has 6 exons. The record is from RefSeq and is a predicted model, not a curated record. Bases 188 to 1162 code for a protein of 324 amino acids. Gene Ontology annotation, cellular component: membrane.
AACCUACAGUGCAGUACACCUAUAUUUCAUUUGUGUCAUUUGUCAAAAAUAGUUGAAAUUUCUCUUGUAGAAACAGUUCCAGUUGAAAAACUUCCCAGUGUUUUGCCCAUAAACAUUGCUAAAAAGAUACAUGCUGAGCUCAGGUCAUAAAUAGCCUUACCACUUCCUCAUAGGCACAUUUUGCAAAAUGGCGCUCGUCAUCCUACUCUGUGCCGUGUCUCUGCUGCAUUCAUGUGAAGCACAAGAGCCCAGAGCUGAGACUCCUGUGUUUGUGAAGAAGGGAGAGGACGUGUUUCUGAAUGUCACAAUAGCUAAUGUUAAUGAUACAGAUUUAGUUUUCUGGAGAUUCAAAAAAAGUGUUAAUUUAGUACGAUUUGAUGCUGCUGCAAAACCAACAAUCUUUAGUGGUUACUCUGGAAGGAUUGAGGUCCUUGAGAAAUACUCUGUGAAACUGAAGAAUCUACAAGAGGCAGACAGUGGAGUUUAUGCUGCAGUACUGUCUGGGAGUGAAGACAAACAAAUAACUGGAUACAAGAUCACAGUCCAAGAUCCAGUGUCUCCAGUUAUUCUGUCAGUGGACUCUGUGUCCAGCAGCUCAGUCUGGUGUAACCUGACAGUGAGCUGCAGAGCACAGGACUCUCACAUUAACAGCACCUUUAGAUGUGACACCCACACCUGCAGUCAGGAGGGAGGAGAGAGACAACAGGUCACACCCUCUGCUUCUGCUCUCCAUGUCUACCUGUCCAAUGGCUCCAUCAUCUGUAACCAUAGCAACCAGGUCAGCUGGACAAAGGACAUGAAAACAAUUAAAACUCUCUGCCAACAUGAUGGUCAUGAUCCAUCCACCAAUGCCAUCUCUGUGGGUGCUGGUGUUGGCAUAGGCAUCCUUCUCUUCCUAUGUGUUGCAGCAUUAGUAGCAGCAGCAUUUUGUUAUCAUCAAAAGAAAGGACAAGAUACAAGAGAGAUCCGGGAGAAUACAGUAUAUGAAGUUCCCCAGGUCCUACCUACAGCUUUAACUCAGAGUUCAACAGUUGAAGGUCUUUCGCCGACCUCCACCUACUGCUUGGUAGGGCCUCACACUGCAUCUCUGGAUUCCAGGCCGACUCUGCCAGAGAGUCUGUAUGCUCAGGUGGAUAAGCCUGGCAGAAUCUUGAACAAGUAAUCAGCAGGGUAUUACACAUAUACUGCGCUGGCUGCAAUUUACAGUUUAGCUCUCGAUGUUAACAGUAAUGUAAGUUAUAUGUGAGCUGCUCUGGUAUGGAAAGACUUCUCCAGAGGUGGGUAGUAACGAGUUACAUUUACUCCGUUACAUUUAGUUGAGUAAGUUUUUGAAAAAAUUGUACUUUUUAGUUUUAAAGGAGUAGUUUUAAAUCACUAUACUUUUACUUUUACUUGAGUAGAUUAGUGAAGAAGAAACUGUACUCUUACUCCGCUACAUCAGGCUACAAU